UUGGCGUGUUCAGACGUGGUUGGGCCUCUGUUUCGGCCAGUUUCGAGGCGAGAAGUGCAGCGUCUGUGUUUGUUACACGUGUAAUCAUAGCAUUCCUCUGGUUGCGGUGGCUUCGCGGUGCAAUGGCAAAUUCCAAACCUAAAAAGAGGGGUCUGUGGCUGAAGGCGACAUGGCAAAGGGAGGAGAGGAGGAACGUCCUGCGCAAGUGGCAUGCCCCCUACCACCGAAUGGUACGAACGGUCUGGAGUUGAUACGGCACGGGAUCUGCUGUCCAUUCGGCAGGACCAGCUGGCUGUCCAGCGAGAACUGCUGGCCACACAGCAGGGUCUGCUGGCCACCCAGCAGCAGCAGCUGGCAGUUCAGCAGGAAAUGCUGCUCGUGCAGAGAGAGGCAGUCGAUGCACUCCGUCGACUUGCAAGCAUAUUUGAGCAGUCCGUGGACACAGGGGUGUUGCCCUCUGACCGGAAAAUUAGCUGUAGAGGGACAAGCAGCAGCAAGUGCGCACCAGUCGUCCGCACUGACUUCGCUAGUGCUUCAGCUCGUCGGUGUGCAGAAUCUCCAUCCGCCAGCCGAAUAAAAACUUGGCUUGAUUCGAGCGGCAGCGUGUUCGCUGAACGGCAUCUGCUGUCUCUGCAGUCUAGAUCAGGAAUGAGGUAAGACUGCAACGGAAGCGGCUACGUAGAUGUCUGCAAGGUGAGUGAUGCAUGCAGCCAUUUCUUUGUUUGAUAUUGCGUUUCAAGAGAAGAUGAAGCUGCGGCAUUGUCUAAAGGUCCUGGUUUCUGCUUCCGCCUGGUCAACAUUGCUGCCCCAUGAAUCGUGUCUCAUCGACUCUUAUACUUUUUGCGAGCUGACGUUUGGGCUUGUUGCUUUGGAUAGAAUGCUAUGGUGGGCUUGGCCUGGAGCCAGCUGAAUGUCUUUGUCCAUGAAGCCAUAAACGAGGACAUAAUAAUAAUUUAUUGCAUAUGAACAAAGCGAGGUUGAAGUCAGACCUGCCUA
This is a messenger RNA of Ixodes scapularis (black-legged tick), 996 nucleotides long. RefSeq lists its product as uncharacterized. NCBI's taxonomy places the organism in Eukaryota, Metazoa, Arthropoda, Arachnida, Ixodida, Ixodidae. The transcript is spliced from 5 exons. Bases 211 to 657 code for a protein of 148 amino acids. The record is from RefSeq and is a predicted model, not a curated record.